AUGGCUUCGUUUAAUACAAAGAACGAGAGUUUUGACGCCAGAAUUAAAAGCCAGAAUAGAGGCGAAUAACAUUUACAUCUGUGAGCUACAUUUUAAGGCAGAAUGUAUAUUAGACGGUAAGUUUUUGCCACAUCUGUACGUAUCUUCGCUUUAAAAUAUUCAUCAACCAGGAUUUAGCAUACAAGGCGUUGUUAAUUCAGCAUUUUUAAUAUCUGAAAAUUUGCAUAUUAUAUAGGAAAACGAAAGACAUUGGUGGCUGGGAGUAUUCCUACUGAGAAUCUACCUCAAAAAAAGUACGACGCUCCCAAACAAGAACGUCGUGUUCUUGAAAGAAAGCAACUCGAGGUUCCAAAGACGCCGCCAUUACUCGAUAUUAACACCUUUACUGAACAGUUGCAGCGAAAGGAAAUCGAACCGUGGAAAAUUGUGAAGUCAAACAACGAUGAAGUGCGACUGGAAUAUUAUGACGAUGUUCACAGUAUUCCAAAGUAUACAGUUAUUGUAAAUUCGGCGCUGGAAUUCAGUGUAUUUGUCUUCAACUGGUUGGUACCUGACCAGAACUUUGUAUACGUGGAAAACAAGCGUUCGGUCAUACAUGUGGAUAUUGUAGGGCUUUUAAAGUAUAUUGAAAGUUCCAAACUUUGUGAAGGCUUGGAAGAAGAUACUGAUGUUAAGUCUGUUGCUGUUGACCCCACUGAAAAACCAAACCCAACAAUUCAAACCUUGAUUGUCCGGCAUUCUGUUCCUAAAGUUAUUGAUCCUGAAGAACCACAUUUUCAA
Messenger RNA from Paramuricea clavata, 780 nucleotides. NCBI's taxonomy places the organism in Eukaryota, Metazoa, Cnidaria, Anthozoa, Malacalcyonacea, Plexauridae. The record is from the annotation of a GenBank genome assembly.